Molecule: messenger RNA, 9302 nt
Organism: Oenanthe melanoleuca
Lineage: Eukaryota; Metazoa; Chordata; Aves; Passeriformes; Muscicapidae
Gene: PELO
Product: pelota mRNA surveillance and ribosome rescue factor
Exons: 2
Coding region: 5450-7105 (551 amino acids)
Biological process (GO): nuclear-transcribed mRNA catabolic process, no-go decay; RNA surveillance; nuclear-transcribed mRNA catabolic process, non-stop decay
Cellular component (GO): cytoplasm
Source: RefSeq, a predicted model, not a curated record
GGUGCCUAAAGCAGCCCCGCUCCCGGCGGGAAGCGGGUGAAGCCGGCAGGGGCUGGCAUCCAAGGGACUGCGCCCUCCUGCCCCGAUCCUUGCCUCGGGAGUGCCCCUGGAGCUGCCCUCCAGCCGCACGCUCUGAGGGACCUUGCUUCUCUCUGGGAACUUUAAUCCCUAAACCAGUUUUAAAAUCUGGGGGCAAGGGGUAGUUGCCAGAUGAGGAUGAAUGGCUGAGAAGGAAUACUGUAAUUGGAUCUGUCUUGGAAGAAACAAGUUUAUUUGUUCCUGUUGGUUUGGUUUUCAGUUGGUUUGGGCGGUUGUUUUUUUAAUUAGGGUACAUUUUUUGCUUUCCUCUGUUUGGCUUUCAGACUUCUGACUGGUAAAAGGGAAGUGAGGAAGCACUCACUCACUUCAGAAAGAUGAGUUCAUCCAGAGAUGGAAUAUGUAAUAUUUCCUUUUAGGGGUUCAUUGAUUGUUAGUGACUUACUCAGUUUCCUAGAAAAAAGGAUGCAGUAAUCUUUCAAGUAAAAAUCUCCUUAGCUAGUAAGUCUGUAGUAACAUUUUGGAUCUGAAAUCAGGAGAAUCCAAGAAGUAGGAAAGAAGCUAAGCCAAUGCUGGGAUUCGUGUGCUUGGAAACUUGGACAUUGAACUCCCCAGCAGCUCUUGCGCAGGCAAGUAGCACAGAGUGAACCUGAAGCAGUUCCCCUCUGAAACAGGGGAAGAAAUCAAUUUCAUAAGAAUUGUCCAAAUACAGGCAGCAGCAAGUGGGGAAAAGGCAAAACUAGAGUUUUCCCCUCUUCCCUCUGUGCUUAUUGGCAUGCCAUACUUAGUUGCUGUUCUUAACUGUCUUCAUUAUUAUUACAGUGACAUACUCCAAAAAGUGUUUUUGUUUGUGUUCCUUCAAAGAAGGACACUGUAAAACAGCAAAAAUUUAUUGUGCCACAACUUCCCUCCAGAGUUGCCACUGGUAAGGCUGAUAGAUAAUUCACCAGUAAUGAAAAAAAGGUUUACUGUCAGGAAAACAUUUCAAGAGCAAGUCUCAUCCGGUUUUGCCAGGUGAUUAUUUUUUUGGUGGUGGUGGUGUCAUGGGGGUUUCUUUCUUAAAAGACCAGUGGGAAAGAGAAAAGACAUAAGAGGAGGCAUUACAGAUACCAGACAAAGGAUUCAAAUUGUCUCUGAUAAAUAAGAGAAGUAGUCCUACAUAAAUAAGUCAAAAUAUCAUAGAAAUAUGGACAAGGGGUUUUUUUCACAAUGAGAAAUAUAGUGACAUUAAAAUUAAUUUAAAAAUAAAUUACAUGCUGCUCUUUCUUUAAAGAAAAAAACAUCAAAUAAUCUGGCAGGCCCUAGCAGACAAAAAGAACCAAGAGUAAAGGAGGUACAUAGAGAUGUUAUGGACAUUUGUGUAUUUAUAUAGAUUUUUGUUCUUUUUUAUUUCUGCUUGGUUUGAUGAGACCUCUGAGAAUCUUGACCACAGAAAGUCUGUGCAAACAGACAGAAGUGCACAGAGAAUUAAGAAGCUUGAUAAGGGCUGAGAAAAAUGAUCUAUGACAAAAGACUGAAUUAGGCUUGUUUAUCUAGUAGGAAAAGCACUAAGGGCAAAAUGUUGAACAUUUCAAAUAUAUCUUUUUAUCCAAGUAUUAUUGCUGAGGAUAUUAUUCCAGAUGUCAGUGUUUCUUUGUUUUGUGACAGAACUCAGUCAUGACUUUUCAUGUUGCAUAAGUUGGGUUCCAAAGAUGUGGAUGAAUAGUUGGUUCACCAAAUCCAACAAAGGACAAAAGAAAAUCAAUGUAACUGACUAUGCAAAAAUCUUGGGAAAUAUUCAGAAUUUUCUUACUCUUCAGGUAAAGAAUUUCUAGGCUACCCAAAAAAAUCCCACCUCUGUAUAAUCUCCAGGACUUUUGUUGAAGUUGGAUGAACAGCUAUAAGUGAUGGCUGUGUUUCCUUCAGCUGGCCUCUAUGUAAGUGGUUUGACUAGGGAUCUGCUGAAGUUCUCUCCAGCCCUACAUUUCAACAGAUGAGGAAUGAAGAAGUCAGUCUAAAGGGUUCCAUUACCCUUAAAAAUUUAUUCAUGUAACAGUGUUAUGCAAAGCUCGUUCCCUCCUGGACUUCUCUCCUUAUUGAUGAUGGUCUUCUUGUACUCAUCUUCAUAACAAAAGAGAUAAAGAUAAAUAGAUAAAGACAGAACUAUAUGCAGAAAAUGAAGUGGUCUUUGAUCAGAGUAUGUAGAGGCAGGACAAGUCACAGAACAAAGGCAAAUCAUUAAAAGAUACGUUUUCCCAAGUUUCCCUCUUCACCAGUCUCUUUUAUCCUCCUUUGUUCUUGCAACAAUAAUGUCCAACAUUUCUUAGUAGACUCCCCCCUAAUUUAGAUACUCUUUUCUAUUAGUUUAUCUUAUCCAGAAUGUAAGCAUGUUUGCUUGAAUUCUAGCUGAAGUGGCUAUAACAUGGAGGAGAUGAGAUUUCCUAUGAAAUGACCUUUCCUUGUCUACAAUCUGUACAUAACCCAUCUUCAUUAAGAAGUUGACCAAGAAUUCAAUAUAUAGGGAAGUGUGUCUUAGACAUUUACAGAAUAUUAACCUUAGAUAACCAGCAUGGCUCCAAAAUCCAUAAGAAUAUAUGUGAUCACCAUUUUCUUUUUAUCUUGCACUGUACUUAAAAAGGUCCAAAAAUGGAUGCCAAAUUGCUGAAAUUAUUAACACCCAUAAAAUUGUAUUUGAAAAGAGAUUUAUUGCAAGAAUUUUUAGGUCCUACACAUAGUCUUAAUCUUUUACCAAGACAGGAACAGGCAAUUUUGAACUUUUACAUUAAAACUGUAUGAAAACACUUGUUUUAGCACUACCAUGGUCAAAUUCAUCUCUCUCCCUGUCACUAGCAAAAUUAGAAUGAACUUGGAAACUUCUAUGGUUCUUAAUUUUUUGAGAUGUUUUUCUUCUACUGUUCAUACUUUGACAUAAUCAAACAAAUAAUGAUACCCUAUAUUUACUUUUUACCAGAGUUGCCAAAGCAUCAUGUAUAAUAAAUAUUUUCCUUUAUAAGUUGACAAUGAUUCUGCUGAUCGUGGAUACAUCAUUGAAGUUUACAUUUGCCACUAAAUAUUUGUGGAUCAGUGUUUGUAACUCUAUAAAUCUUACAACGUGCUGUUUGAGAAAAGGCCUAUAUCAAAAUGUCUCUUUCUACAGCAGUCAGUUUAAGAUUUUGAGUGGUAACUUCUUUUCAAAGUUGGUCUUUCUUUUUUGGUUGUGGUUUUGUUUGUUUGUUUGUUGUGAGUUUUUUGCUUUUGGGGCGUGUGGGGUGUGCAUGUGUGUAUGUGUGCAUGUGUGCAUGCACAUGUGUUAUUAUGUGGGGUUUUUUUAAUGCAGCAGAUCACCUAUUUUCCUGAAUUGAAUGCUUAUUUUCUACUAGAUGGUAUACUGGAUGCCAGCUUGCAACCUUUAUCUAAAAUAUGUUGCACAUCCAGGGAUGUAAGGAUUGUAAAAAUUUGACUGGAAGGAAUAAACACAGGAAAUUUUGUAAAUACACAGCAGUAAAAGAAUAAAAAGCAAAAUACAUUUUAAUAUGGAAGUUAAAUAUGCACCACAACUAUUUUUCUGGAAAGAAUAGCAUGAGGUCAACCCGUUGCAAUUUUAUAGUUGCAAAGAACAUAAAGAAGAAAAAUUUGUCAUAAAUUCACCAUUCAGCAUGUAUAUAGAUAAGUGAAAGGAACUCUAAAGUAAAGUAGAGAGCACCCUCUCUCUUAAAAAGCUGAAUGCAGAAGUUCUCUGCCUCUGUUGUUGCAUUAAAACAUUAAUGCAAAGUUAUUAGUAUGUACAAGUUCAAGUUAAAUAAACACCUACACAUGUGCUUAUGUUAUAUUCCCUUGGGUGGUCCUGUGAAACUAUUCAUGCUAACAGAGUUAAGCAUGUGUACUCACAGGAAGAGAGUCUGAGAUCUGAUAAAUAAAUCCUAUUAUGUAAUAUCUGAUAAAGUUGUUUUUACACCAGUAUCAAGCUUAGGGAAAAAGGAAUGCACAUUACUGGGCCAGAUCUGAGUUCACUACUGUCCUGUCAUAACUGACUAGAGCUAGAUACUUAAGAGAAAUUUAUAGGUACACCAUAAUGGGAGAUAUGGGAUUAUUUUUGCUCACAGUAGCCUUAUAUCUCCUUAAGUUAUUGACUCCAAAGCCUCUCCAAGUCAGCAAAUUCCACAAUCCACAGUGGGUUGUUUCUUUUAUUAAAAAAAAAAAAAAAAAAAAAAAAGCUAAUAGAAAACAGAAACUUCCUUGUAGCCACUCUCUCAUCUGUAAGAUGAUGCCCCCAUGCUUUUCUGUUAAUAGGCUGUGUAGUCAUUCCAAACUUAAUAUAUCUGUUGUAAUUGCCCUGACACAAUUAGCAUGGCACAUUAGUGUGCCUACUUUCUCAACAUAUUUUUAUUUAAUCAUUUCUCAUACAAGCUUUUUUUUUGUAUUCUCACUCUUUUCCUUGUCCUAAAUUUGCAGCAUUCGUUCUUAAAUGGAGUUUUUAGUGUCAUAUGCUGUUUCAAAAAUAAGCUACAGAACUUAGAAUCAUAGAAUUAUAGAUUUUUAAGGGCUUGGAAAGGACAUUAAAGAUCAUCUAGUCCCAACCACCCUGCCAUGGGCAGGGACAAUUCCCACAAGACCAGCUUUCUGAAGGCCUUGUCCAACCAGUACCUAGGCUGGGGCAACCACAGCCUCCCUGGGCAACCAGGGGUUAGACACCAUUCUAAUGUCUAACCACUCUCAGAGAAAAAUUUCAUCAUAUUAUGAAACUUAAAUUUCCCCUCUUUCAGUUUGUACCCCUUACUUAUUGUCCUGUCACUGCAGUUCCUGAUGAAGGAACUCUCCUCUUUCCUGUCAGAUACUGGAACGUUGCUAUGAGGUCUCACAUAACCUCCUCUUCUUCAAUAUUCCUUCCUUCUUGUGUAGUGAUACAGUUUUUCAUUAUUUCUGGCUUAUUAAAUUUGUCUAGGCUGCAAAUUCAGCUGUGUAGUGAUGGUUCAGGUCCAUUUUCUUUGCAGUAUCAUUGAAUAUCAUGUGUUUUAGCAAGGCACCUUAUUUUCUAUAUAUGAACAUCCAGCUUCCUUUGAAACGUGCUUAUCUGCCUCCUAGCAUCUCAGAACUGGAAGGAAGCCGGUCAAGGUUCAGUACUGGCUGAAGUGUAACUUGCAAAUUUAACCAAAACCUUUUAAACCGGAAUUCAGUUUAAGAGCGUCCAAGUAAGAGCUCAGGUUGCGCUGUUGCCUGCGCCUGUUUUCCAUUUCCACGGGCGGCGGCCGCGCCGCUCCGCCUCAGGCGGUGCCGGGGCUGGGUGGCACCGCGGUCCCCGGGCCCUUGGCAUCGCCAGCCUCGGCACUGUGCCUCGCCUCUUUCGCCAUCUGCCCUGUAACUUUCCACAACUGCUUGGCUUUGGCCGUUUGGUUUUGGUCUGUUUUUUUUUCUCUCGUGUUUUGAAACGUGUGGCAUGGUGUUAGAAGACUUUAGGAGUUUGGACAACCGCUGUGAAGCGCGGGAGGGAAAGAACGAACGCGGGGGCGACCCCCUCCCGGUGAGGCAGCAGCCGACUCCAGAGCUCGCAGCACCCGGCAGCAGCGCGGCCGCUUCCAGCCCCCCGCCCUCACACCGCCCCGGCGUUUUCCUUCCGCAGGACGCGCCGCCAGGUUCCCCGCGCGCAGCGCCCCGCGCAUGCGCCGUGGCCGCGCAGGGCGCGCCCCGGCGGCGCCCCGGCUGGGAGCGGGGUCUGUGCGCGUGCGCCGUGGACGCUGCGCGUGCGCGUUGGGACCGGCGGCGGGCGCUCCGGGAAGGCCGCGCGUGUGUCUGUCCGUCCGUCCGUCCGUCCGUCCGUCUGGGAGUGUGCGGUCCCGCCGGCUCCAGCCCUCAGCCUUCCCUCCCGGGGCAGACCUGCUGCCCGCUGCCGCCGCGGCACGGGGGAGGCGGGGGAGCGGCGCGAGGAGCCGCCAGGAUGAAGCUGGUGAGGAAGGACCUGGAGAAGGAUAAUGCGGGGCAGGUGACGCUGAUCCCCGAGGAACCUGAGGACAUGUGGCACACUUACAACCUGCUGCAGGUGGGUGACAGCCUGCGCGCCUCCACCAUCCGCAAGGUUCAGACCGAAUCGUCCACGGGCAGCGUGGGCAGCAAUCGCAUCCGCACCACCCUCACCCUCUGCGUGGAGACCAUCGACUUCGACUCGCAGGCCUGCCAGCUGCGAGUCAAGGGCACGAACAUCCAAGAGAACGAGUAUGUGAAGAUGGGCGCCUACCACACCAUCGAGCUGGAGCCCAACCGGCAGUUCACCCUGGCGAAGAAGCAGUGGGACAGCGUGGUGCUGGAGCGCAUCGAGCAGGCCUGCGACCCGGCCUGGAGCGCCGAUGUGGCGGCUGUGGUCAUGCAGGAGGGGCUGGCUCACGUCUGCCUGGUCACCCCCAGCAUGACGCUUACUCGUGCCAAGGUGGAGGUGAACAUCCCGCGCAAGAGGAAAGGGAACUGUAGUCAGCACGACCGGGCGCUGGAGAGGUUUUACGAGCAGGUGGUGCAAGCCAUCCAGAGGCAUAUCAACUUUGAGGUGGUGAAGUGUGUACUGGUGGCUAGCCCAGGCUUCGUGCGGGAGCAGUUUUGUGACUACAUGUUCCAGCAGGCAGUCAAGACUGACAACAAACUUCUGCUGGAGAACAGGUCCAAGUUCCUACAGGUCCACUCUUCCUCAGGACAUAAAUACGCACUGAAGGAAGCACUCUGCGACCCAGCUGUAACUAGCCGUCUUUCUGACACUAAGGCAGCUGGUGAGGUGAAAGCCUUAGAUGACUUCUAUAAAAUGCUGCAGCACGAGCCUGACCGGGCUUUUUAUGGCCUGAAGCACGUGGAAAAGGCCAAUGAAGCCAUGGCCAUUGAUACCCUGCUGAUCAGUGAUGAGCUUUUUCGACACCAGGAUGUGGCUACGCGAGCCCGAUAUGUUAAAUUGGUAGAUAGUGUACGGGAGAACAUGGGCACAGUACGCAUUUUCUCUAGCCUCCAUGUGUCUGGAGAGCAGCUGGGCCAGCUGACAGGGGUGGCAGCUAUCCUGCGCUUUCCUGUUGCUGAGCUCUCUGACCAGGAAGACGAAUCUAGCUCUGAAGAGGAUUGAUACAUGACUUCAUUCCAUGUCAUGUUGAAAUGACAUUAAAUUUACUCCCAGCCUGAGUACUGUGUUCGGAUGUAUCAUGAUGUGUAGCUAAGAAUAUUAUUUUCCUCAGCACACUAAUUGAUACCUGAUCUAUGGUAAUAAUUAUUGGUAUGCUGUGCUGAGCUGACUGUUUUUGCAGUUCUGGACCACCAGCAGUACAAGAAACUAAUUUGUCUCCCCAGUGCUGCUUAGUCUGCAUGUUAAGGCAGACUGCUAGCUUAGUGAAAUGUCUGGGAAAAAAAUAGUAAACUAAAAGGAAGAAAUUCACAUUAGACUAUUUCUGUUCAAGUGCUUGAAAAGACUAUUGCAGAACAAGUGUAACCUUCUUGGAAGACCUGUCAAAACUGCUUGGUUGUAAUAAGAACUCCCUGUUCUUCCUAAGGUGUGUCAAAGAAUGGGGUCACUAUCAUCUCUUAGGGCUUUGAAUGAUAAUGUAAGUCUAACCAUUUAAAUAUUUCUGUGAAACACUUGAAUCAGUCUUUCAGCAGCCAGAUCCUUUAGGUUAACAUUUCUUUGCUGACAUGAUAGUAGAUGCAGGACAAAUGGUGAAUCUCAGUGCAACCAUUUAGUUAUCUUUGAAUGCUGUUACCUUGGGAGAUUGUUCUGAAGACUGAAAAGGUGUCAUUAACUGUAUUCUGCUAAAUUGGCAUUAUUUAGCACACAGUUUUGAGAAAAUACAGGAAAAAACUUAAAAAAUCAGGACUCUAGCUUCCACAAUGAAUCUUUUGAUAGCAAAUAGUUAAGGUAAAUUCAUAAUCUGAUAUUCUAUUUGCAUAUCUCUUCAAAAACAAACAAAAACUGUGAUACAGAAAAAAAAUUACAAAAUUAUAAAUCAAACUUCAGCUCAAGAUAGUGGCAACUGUAAAAGUAAAAAUUACUUUUUCAAUUAUUUGAUCGCCUCCAAGUUCUGAGACCCAAAAAGAGUUUUGUUUCUUCACUGGGCAGUAUAUCUUAGAUUGAAGAAGCAAAAACUGCUUUCAGAUUCAGGCAUAACCUGUGGUUGUAUUGUUUCAAACCAAGGUUUGAUGGUGUGGCUUGUGUGUGUAAAUAGGCAAUACUUUUUUAAGCAUGAUGGAAAGUGAGAAUAGGUACCACAGAAGAGUUUUGUAAUAUGGAAAGUGUCGUAAGAAUGGAACAUUAAAAAAUAAAACCUUUGAAACUCCUAGCUUGGCUACAAUAGUUUUAGGAAAAUCAUUUUUAAGGGUAAUCCUCUAUGUUCAUGGGUGCCAAUCCUCUGAAUUUAAUACUAUCUAUUGGUAGCUGAGACAUCAGUCUAAACUUCUUGAUAGAGAAGUACUUUUGAAUUAAUGCCAUCUCCCCUUUUCUACAUCAUCCACACAGUCUAAAAAAUUCUAACUUAUGUUAGAGCUGUAACACUUCAAUUCUUGUUAUGUUGAAGACAGAGUGUCUCAAUGGGCUUGAGACACUUGUUUACAGUCAGCUUGCACUUCUAAAUUACGUUACUUGAGCUUUACAUUUUUGCCUUAAAUGGUGUUGGGUGCCACAAGUCAUAGAAUGCUCAGGUAGGCUUUAUUUAGACUGCUUAAAUUAAUUUAUUUUUUUUUUAAAUUUGCCUAUAUUUAUUAUACACUUCUUUAGCUAGAAAGCACCUUGACUCCUUGAUUCUAGUUUAAUGUAGACAUAGAAAGCAGAAGAAAUUGAUCAGGAAAUAUUAAUUAUAUACAGCAAAUUAGGGCCUGAAAAAAAACUCAUAUCUAAAUAAGUCAUUAAUUUCUCCAAGCUUUAUAACAUUGGAUGGUAAAGUAGUAUAGUGUCUUCAAGUAAUGCCUAUUUCUUGCAGUUGUACACAAGUGACAUAUUCUAAUUUAUAGUACACCAGAAAUUCCUAGUUUUUCUCAGCAAACUCUCUGAGAGACAAAUCAAGCUGUUCUUUGGUUCUGAGAUAGAUUGCUAUUUUAUCAGACCAGAUUGGUUACAAUUAUUCCAUUGUAAACCAGACGUUAUGAAGAGUUUUUGCUGUGUACUACAUGAUUACAAUGAUGAUUUUGUGUUUUGUGCCUGUAGUCACCAUCAAGGAAAAGAAGUGGCCAUUUUGUUGCAUUUUUUUUGUUUCAUCUGCUGAGAAAAUGUGACGGUAGUGAUUCUUUCGAUUCCUUGAAUUAUUUACACUUAGAAUUAAAAUUCUGCAAUGACUUUA